This is a messenger RNA of Colletotrichum phormii, 1482 nucleotides long. Its product is annotated as PCI domain-containing protein. The record is from RefSeq and is a predicted model, not a curated record. Lineage: Eukaryota; Fungi; Ascomycota; Sordariomycetes; Glomerellales; Glomerellaceae. Gene Ontology annotation, cellular component: COP9 signalosome. Gene Ontology annotation, biological process: protein deneddylation. The transcript is spliced from 3 exons. Bases 1 to 1482 code for a protein of 493 amino acids.
AUGUCUGACGACGAGGACUUCAUGCAGGAGUCUGAUGAGGAGCAGUACGACUUCGAGUACGAGGAAGACGAUGAUGAGGAUUCCGGAGACGUCGGCAUCGAGAACAAAUACUACAAUGCAAAGCAACUGAAGCUCACCGAUCCCGAGGAUGCAAUUGCCGAAUUCUUGGGCAUACCACCCUUAGAGGAGGAAAAGGGCGAAUGGGGUUUCAAAGGCUUGAAACAAGCCAUCAAACUUGAGUUCAAGCUGGGGCAGUAUGAAAAGGCGACGGAGCACUAUGCCGAGCUGUUGACCUACGUCAAGUCGGCCGUGACGAGAAAUUACUCCGAGAAGUCGAUCAAUAACAUGCUGGACUACAUUGAGAAGGGAUCAGACAGUCCCAAGGCCGUGGCGUGCGUCGAAAAGUUCUAUUCGCUCACACUCGAGAGCUUCCAGAGCACGAACAACGAGAGACUAUGGCUGAAGACGAAUAUCAAGCUGGCCAAACUCCUCCUCGACCGCAAGGACUAUAACACAGUCAUCAAGAAGCUGCGAGACCUGCACAAGGCUUGUCAGAAGGAAGAUGGCAGUGACGAUCCCAGCAAGGGCACAUAUUCUAUGGAGAUAUACGCCCUCGAGAUCCAGAUGCACGCCGAGACCAAGAACAACAAGCAGCUGAAGAGACUUUACCAGCGCGCCCUCAAGGUCAGGUCCGCUGUCCCUCAUCCCAAAAUCAUGGGAAUCAUUCGCGAAUGCGGUGGCAAGAUGCACAUGAGCGAGGAGAACUGGGCCGAAGCGCAGACAGACUUCUUCGAAUCCUUCCGCAACUACGAUGAGGCCGGCUCGCUCCAGCGGAUCCAGGUGCUCAAGUACCUCCUUCUCACGACCAUGCUGGUUAAGUCCACCAUCAACCCGUUUGACUCGCAGGAGACGAAGCCCUACAAGCAGGAUCCCCGAAUCACUGCCAUGACCGACUUGGUAGACGCAUACCAACGCGACGACGUUCACGCCUACGAGAAUGUCCUUCAGAAGAACCAAGACAUCCUUGCCGACCCAUUCAUCGCCGAGAACAUUGACGAAGUGACGCGCAACAUGAGGACCAAGGGAGUCCUGAAGCUCAUCGCACCGUACACACGUAUGAAGCUGUCAUGGAUCGCGAAGCAACUGAAGAUCUCAGAGCCUGAGGUCCAGGACAUACUGGGUUUCCUCAUCGUUGACGGCAAGAUUCAGGGCAAGAUCGAUCAGCAAGCCGGCACCCUCGAGAUUCAAUCAGACGCGGACAGCGACCGCACCAAGGCUCUGUACGAGUUGACACAAUCCGUCGCGACCUUGUACACCACCAUGUUCAAAGAGGGCGAAGGCUUCCGAUCAACCGAGUUCCCUACCGAUGAGCAGACAAUGGAGAUGAUGGGCGGCGGCAUGACCCCCAGAGGCGGCGGUCGUGGACAGCCGCGGGGUGUUGGACGGAAGGGCAAGGGCGUGAUGCCAUCGAUGUGGACAUGA